UGUUACGUUUGGGGAAGUUGCUCAAUAUCGGAAAACACACUUUAACCUCACUGUGAACAAAAUAUCCGUUCGCUGCUGAUCUGCUUUUUUAUGAAUGCAUCAGCCGGAGCAUAAUUAACACAUAUACGCCGUGUAACAUGACAAAAUGAGUUCCAAAUAAGAAACCUAAGAAACCUAAAGCGUUUCUUCUUUUUUUUUUUUUUUUUUUUUUUUUUAGAGUUUCCUCGCCGGAUGGAUAAUUCACCUACUUCCGCUACUUAUAUUCGUAACAUCAGUUAUGGUUUACGCCGUAAAUUGUCCGACUUUUUGGACCCCCACGACAUGUGGAAGGAUGUGAUCGUGUCCAUACGGAAGCCGAACGGGGAGCUGAGGUACUCUCAGCACCAUGUCAGGAGAUUUGAGUGCCUUGUCGCCCAGGGUAAGAGCCCCACUGUGGAGCUGCUCAAUGACUGGGGGACCAGCAACUGCACAGUGGGCGAACUUGUGGACAUUUUGAAGAGUCACAAGUUACUGGCUGCUGCAAGUGUCCUGCUGCCUGUGGAAGAGUUCGCUUCAGCGGAGAUGCCGCCGGUCUCCACAGUAAAAACAGACAGCGCUCUUUCAACCAGACCGCUGGCAGAGAGAGAGGUGCAGACGGAGCAGGUCACCUCUGUCCUGCAGCCAGACGCACCGCCUGACAGCAGUGAACCAGGUUUCUCCAGUUUCCCGUACAGUGAGCUGAUGAGGAUUACCGGCAACUUUGACGACCGUUCCUCGUCAGUCGGGGGCAGCCGAAUCGGAGAGGGAGGCUUUGGGACGGUCUACAAAGGUCUCCUGAACAACAUGCCUGUUGCAGUGAAAAAGCUCAAUCCGAUGGAUGACAUGACACCUGAAAAGCUGCAAGUACAGUUCAACCAAGAGAUCCAGACUCUAAAAGCGUUGAAACACGAGAACUUGGUCGACAUGGUUGGAUUUUCCUGCGAUGAACAGCACCUGUGUCUGGUGUACGCCUUCAUGGCCAACGGCUCUUUGUUGGACCGACUGGCUUGUUUAGACGGAAGUGCUCCGCUGUCAUGGCAACAGAGAUGCUUGAUCGCAGAGGGGACAGCUAGAGGUUUGGAGUAUCUGCACAGCAACCACCAUGUGCACAGAGAUGUUAAAAGUGCCAACAUCCUGUUAGAUGAAAACUUCGUGGCAAAGAUCUCGGACUUCGGCCUGACCAGAGCGUCAGCCAAGCGGACGUCAUCCACCAUGAUGACGGACAUGGUGGUGGGCACCCGCGCGUACAUGGCCCCCGAGGCGCUCCGAGGGGAGAUAACGCCAAAAUCUGACGUCUUCAGCUUCGGAGUGGUGUUGUUAGAAAUAUUAUCUGGACUCCCGCCAGCGGAUGAAAACAAGGAGCCACAGUUCUUGAUGGAGAUGAGGUAUGACAUAGACGACGAGGAGCUGACGCUGGAGGACUUCGUGGACAAAAAGAUGAAAGACUGGGAGCUGAGCCAGGUGGAGAGUAUCUACUCUCUGGCCGGCAACUGCCUCCACGACAGGAAAAACAGGCGGCCGCUCAUCAAACAGGUCUUCUCGGAGAUUCAUGGAGUCGUUAAAAGCAUUUCCCUGGACUCUCCGGCUCGGCAGUGAAGCGUUGCAGAGAAGAUUUGUGAGCCCCCUCCCGUCAGUCGCAGUGCACGGGCCGACAAAUGUAUCUCCUUCCCAACAAAGUAGCGUAUAAAUGAAUAUCGCUUGUUGACUCUGACGGUCGGUUGCUCACCAAGACAAGAAGCGUUUUUAAAAGAUUUUAAGAUUUGUGUAGCUUUGUACAGGUGCAAUUGUGGCAAAAAUAAUGCAUUACACUGGAAUGAUGUGAGGCUGUUGUGUAUUAUUAUUAACUGUAAAGGGAAUAAAUGAACGUGUGAUUUAAAUAUUUUAUUUUUCUUCAUUAAAAGAAAGAUUUGUAAGAAAACAAAUAAGACCGAACAUGAUUCUUUUCUCUAUUAUAAUGACACUGUUUGUGUAUAAAGGGGUCUUCCCUUCAAACAUGAGGUGAGCUUAGUAGUUUGCCUAAUAUUAAUCAGUAGACCAGUGGAUGUGGCAACAUUUUGAUCAAGGUUCUUAUAUUAUUCCCUUUUCCUAUCCGGUUAGCUUGGCAUUCCCUCUUGUGUAUGGGGACCAGCGAAGUCAGAGUGGCUUCCUCUUACUGAAAUCUGAGAUGUAUUGAUGGAAUAUUUCUGGAAGCCCCAGUACUUUCCAUGCCGACAAUCACCAGAACAGACCAUUUUCUGAAUCAUAGAGCAUCACACAGCUACAAUAUGUACAUUUACAGCACUUGCAUAGAAAAAUAAGUUUCUCAGCAGAUGAUUUUUUUUUUUUCAUGUAAACCACAGUUAUAUCAAAAAAGAAGUCAAUUUUCCAAUAUAAAAUGCACUGUUAAAACGAAUCGAUAGACACAAGUGGGACCAUUAGAAUAUUUUCCGCUUUGGAGCACCUCGUUGUGCAAACAGUAGGAGACGAAUGUUGGACACAUUAGACGCAGGAACAUUAAUUAACACGGACUCAAGGAAUGCAAGUUAAGAUUUCGAGCAUGUGAACUCAAAAA
Mugil cephalus (flathead mullet) is the source of this 2569-nucleotide messenger RNA. RefSeq names its product interleukin-1 receptor-associated kinase 4 (gene irak4). The record is from RefSeq and is a predicted model, not a curated record. Bases 232 to 1614 code for a protein of 460 amino acids. Gene Ontology annotation, biological process: signal transduction; protein phosphorylation. The transcript is spliced from 11 exons. NCBI's taxonomy places the organism in Eukaryota, Metazoa, Chordata, Actinopteri, Mugiliformes, Mugilidae. Gene Ontology annotation, molecular function: ATP binding; protein serine/threonine kinase activity; magnesium ion binding.